GCUGGGUGGUAUAAAAGAGAAGGAGGCGGCGUACGCACAGCCAUUGCUGAAAUCACCACGAGUGUUCAAAGGUUGUGUGACGGCAAUUUUCUCAAAGUAUUUCAAUAUUAACCGUAAAUUCCCACACUGAAAACAGUACAAAAAAUGCCUGAACAAAUGGAGACAGCUGGAGAGGUGGAGACGUUCGCUUUCCAGGCAGAGAUUGCCCAGUUGAUGUCAUUGAUCAUCAACACAUUCUAUUCCAAUAAAGAAAUCUUCUUGCGAGAAUUGAUCUCAAACUCCAGUGAUGCUUUAGACAAAAUUCGUUAUGAGUCACUCACGGAUCCAAGUCGCCUUGACUCUGGAAAAGAUCUACACAUCAAGAUCAUCCCAAAUAAGAAUGACGGCACCCUCACCCUAAUCGACACUGGAAUUGGUAUGACUAAAGCUGACCUUGUGAACAAUCUUGGUACCAUUGCUAAAUCUGGAACCAAGGCUUUCAUGGAAGCUCUCCAAGCUGGAGCUGAUAUCUCUAUGAUUGGUCAGUUUGGUGUUGGUUUCUAUUCUGCUUACCUAAUCGCUGACAAAGUCACUGUAGUAUCAAAGCACAAUGAUGACGAACAGUACCUCUGGGAAUCAAGUGCGGGAGGAUCAUUUACUGUAAGACCUGACCCUGGCGAACCUCUGGGACGUGGAACCAAGAUCGUUCUUCACAUCAAAGUAGAUCAGACCGAAUUUCUGGAAGAAAGCAAAAUCAAAGAAAUAGUAAAGAAACACUCUCAGUUCAUUGGCUAUCCAAUUAAACUCUUGGUUGAGAAAGAGAGAGAGAAGGAACUCAGUGAUGAUGAGGCUGAAGCUGAAGCUGACCCAGAAGUAAAAAAAGAGGAAGAUGAUGGCAAACCCAAAAUCGAAGAUGUGGGUGAAGAUGGAGAUGAGGAUAAAAAGGAAAAGCCCAAGAAGACCAAAACUAUCACUGAAAAAUACACAGAGGAUGAAGAACUCAACAAAACCAAACCGAUUUGGACCAGAAAUGCUGAUGAUAUAAGCCAAGAGGAAUAUGGAGAAUUUUACAAAUCUUUAACCAAUGAUUGGGAAGAUCACCUUGCUGUAAAACACUUUUCUGUUGAGGGUCAGCUUGAGUUCAGGGCUCUUCUUUUUGUUCCGAGACGUAUGCCUUUCGAUCUCUUUGAAAACAAAAAACGCAAGAACAACAUCAAGCUCUAUGUACGUCGAGUUUUUAUCAUGGACAACUGUGAAGAACUUAUUCCAGAGUACCUUAACUUCAUGAAGGGAGUCGUAGACAGCGAGGAUCUGCCAUUGAACAUCUCACGUGAGAUGCUUCAGCAAAAUAAGAUCCUUAAAGUUAUCCGCAAGAAUUUGGUAAAGAAAUGCUUAGAACUUUUUGAGGAACUCACAGAGGACAAAGAAUCAUUCAAGAAAUUCUAUGAACAGUUCAGUAAAAAUAUUAAAUUAGGUAUCCACGAGGAUAGUACGAACCGCAGCAAACUUGCUGAUCUCCUUCGUUAUCACACAUCCGCAUCUGGAGAUGAAGUCUGCUCCCUCAAGGACUACGUUGGCCGCAUGAAACCCAACCAGAAACACAUCUACUACAUUACUGGAGAAAGCAAAGAGCAAGUUGCUAACAGCUCAUUUGUAGAGCGUGUAAAGAAGCGUGGCUUUGAGGUCAUCUACAUGACUGAGCCAAUUGAUGAAUAUGUUGUACAACAGAUGAAAGAAUUCGAUGGCAAUCAACUUGUCUCUGUGACCAAGGAAGGUUUGGAACUACCUGAGGAUGAUGCUGAAAAGAAGAAGCGUGAGGAUGAUCAAGCCAAAUUUGAAAAUCUCUGCAAAAUCAUGAAGAACAUCUUAGAUACCAAAGUUGAGAAGGUUGUAGUAUCAAACAGGCUUGUAGACUCACCUUGUUGCAUUGUUACUUCUCAAUAUGGAUGGACGGCAAAUAUGGAAAGAAUAAUGAAAGCACAAGCUCUUCGUGACACCUCGACAAUGGGCUACAUGGCUGCAAAGAAGCACCUGGAAAUUAAUCCGGACCAUUCAGUCAUUGAAACUCUUCGCCAAAAAGCUGAGGCAGACAAAAAUGAUAAAGCAGUGAAAGACUUGGUAGUUUUACUGUUUGAAACUUCCCUGCUAUCAUCUGGUUUUAGUCUGGACGAACCCCAAGUUCACGCAGCACGAAUUUAUAGAAUGAUCAAGCUGGGGCUUGGAAUUGAUGAGGAGGAACCAACUGCGGAUGAAGAACCAGUUGCGGCAGAAGUCACACCUGUUGAAGGUGACAAUGAAGAUGCAUCACGUAUGGAGGAGGUCGAUUAAAAUGCGAGAGCAAUUCUUAACUCAUCCUCAUAACUUGAGUUGUUAUUUAAUAACUGGAGACUGUUUGAAAUUAUCGCGUUUUAUGCGAUAUCGCCACUUCAUAUAACCAUGUAUCAUAUAUUUACCAUCGUUCGCUGUGCUAUCUAAUUUAUCAUUCCUAAUAUUAAUGUAUUAGCAAACCAAAUAUUAUUUUCCACGAUAAGUUCUUUUUAUAGUGUUACAAUAAAAUCUACAUUAUAACAUU
Athalia rosae (coleseed sawfly) is the source of this 2551-nucleotide messenger RNA. Its product is annotated as heat shock protein 83. The transcript has 2 exons. NCBI's taxonomy places the organism in Eukaryota, Metazoa, Arthropoda, Insecta, Hymenoptera, Athaliidae. Gene Ontology annotation, biological process: protein folding; protein stabilization; cellular response to heat. Gene Ontology annotation, cellular component: perinuclear region of cytoplasm; cytosol; plasma membrane. Bases 145 to 2307 code for a protein of 720 amino acids. Gene Ontology annotation, molecular function: disordered domain specific binding; ATP-dependent protein folding chaperone; ATP binding. The record is from RefSeq and is a predicted model, not a curated record.